AUGCAAAUGCUAACCUGGGCCCUCGCCUUCCUUGUUAUCCACCUAGCCCGAGUCGCAUUCUCUCGCUUCUCCUGUUACAAACACAUUCAUCAACGCUAUGGUUCACGCUAUGCUCUCCCUAACGACCCCGCUUCUUCUUCCAAACCUCGAAUGAUCGAUUCUUACCGCGGUGUUCGUGAUGCCCAACGUAUCAGUCGACUUUUCGCAACCGUCGACUUUCCUUUUCUCUUCACCAAGUCGCUCGAGUUUGCUCUUUUCCGAUCUUACGGUAUACCGACCAUCUCCUCUCUGCUGCUGCACACUGGUCAGUUGGGUAAAGCGGAGAAUGCUGCCAGGAGGUACGUCGAUACUGCUACCCUGAUCCAGGCAUUUACCACUUUCCCUCUUCCCCGUCUUGAUCUGCCGGAUGGAGGUGAGGCUGAAGCGAACAACCCUGUCCCAGGCGAAGACAACCGGGAGCUUUUCGGAGAAGCCCUCGAUGAUCCGCGCUCAGCUAUAGCUCUGGCCAGAGUCAACUUCUUGCAUGGGCGAUGGAGGAGUAAGAUCAGCAACGAUGACCUGUUGUACACGCUAAGUACGUUCAUCAUUGAGCCGGCCAAAUGGAUCGAUCGUUGCGAAUGGAGGAAGACGAGCGAGUUGGAGAAAGAAGCUCUCUUUGCUCUGUUCUACCAUAUUGGACGAUGUAUGGGCAUCAAACGUAUUCCUGAGACAAGGGAGGAGCUGAUCGAGUGGAGCGUUAACUACGAGUGCCAACAUAUGGUUUUCGAGAAGUGUAACAAAGAAGUUGCGGACCACACUACAAAUCUUUUGCUCUACUCCCUCCCCAAAGUUUUGCAUGGUUUUGCGAGGAAUAUGGUUUCCUCGCUUAUGGAUGACCGGUUGCGGCAUGCUAUGGGCUACACUGUGCCUCCGAGCUGGCUCGUUGGGUUCAAGGAUGCGCUUCUUCGCAUUAGAGCUUUCGUUACUAGAUACCUGCUCUUACCCCGCAGGAAACCGCUAGUCAAUAUCCCAAUUGCUAACGACGAAGAAGGGAGAGUAUUCUCGAUCCAACACUUGCUCAACGAAGGGAUUCCAGCAGUCUGUCCUGCAUCAGGCGCACGUGCAUCGGACGGCAAAACUUGCCCCGUUGGCGGUCACCUCCACGCUCCUACCCCUGCGAACAAGGAAGAAGGAGGUUUCAAACCGGCUGCGUGGAGAAUGGAGCUCAAAUGGUACGAGAAUGAACCGGUUUACUCUCGACCCUACUCCAAAGGCUCGGUAAGGUGGUACGCAGAGGAGGUGAAAAUUGUGCUGGGGUUGUUGAAGAGGGAGGAGAGGAGAGGCGCAAAGAAGUGGUUGCCCGUCACCCUACCCCCUCCUGAAGAGGUGAAAGGGAAGGAGGAUAAGGGGAAGGGAGAUGUCGUGGAGGGCUUGGGAGGGUUCAGGUUGGAAGAAAUGGGGCCGAAGGGGUUGGAAGUGAAGGGAAGGAAGGAGGUUUUAGCUGAUGCCGAGAGAUUGUUUGGUGGCAAGAUUGAGGGGAAGUGGGCUUUUGAGCCUUGA
This is a messenger RNA of Ustilago hordei, 1539 nucleotides long. RefSeq lists its product as uncharacterized. The record is from RefSeq and is a predicted model, not a curated record. NCBI's taxonomy places the organism in Eukaryota, Fungi, Basidiomycota, Ustilaginomycetes, Ustilaginales, Ustilaginaceae. Gene Ontology annotation, molecular function: oxidoreductase activity. Bases 1 to 1539 code for a protein of 512 amino acids. The transcript has a single exon.